CUUUAACAAAUUAUUUGCUCUAAGGAAUAUUCUAAUAUACUCAGAAAUUUCUUUGGUGGCUCAUUCGCAGGAAAAGUAGGUGCCUUCAGCCACACAAGGAGCUCCUUCUUGCACUGUCAGCACCUGUCUCGUGCCGGGCUGGUUUGUGAGAGGCCAGCUCUCACGCUUCUCCACUGUGACGGCAGGAGCGAAACACCUUCACCUGUUUCCGUGAAUCGCAUUCUACAUCUCUCAUAUUGAUUCCGUCACGUCUCGCAAUCUUCUAUAUCACGCACACAGACGACCAUUGUCAGACAUCUGUGUGUUUUAAGAACCAUCACCCCUCGCCCCGCUUUCGAUACGGCUUGCUCGCCAGUCGACGGCAUUUACACUGCUCACGUCCUCUUCUUAUCAGUUGUUCUAUCAUACAUCAGCUGUCCCUCCAAGGCAUAUUCAAUAGAAUGGGCGAUAAACAAGUUUCCGUCACUUUGACCCCUAUUUCCUUCGAGGAUGACUUCCCUGAGAGGGUCAUCAACCUUGACCCAGAGCGCACCGAAGCUCGCCUUGGUCGCUGCUCCAAGAGCUCCACAAAGAACCUUCUGGCGGCAAAGGAUAAUGGAUUGUUCGAGAGCCCGGUGAUGUCGCGAGACCAUGCUAAACUAUAUAUCAUUCCCCCAUCUUCUUCGGCCGUCUAUGUCAAGGAUUCCGGUUCGAUGCAUGGAACCGCCGUCAACGGGAUGCCACUAGGACGACAUAUUUCAUUUCCGCUCAAAAAUGGCGACAAGCUGAGGUUUGGAACUGCCGUGAGCCGUGGCAACCAAACGUUUAAUGCUCGCGAGGUUCAAGUAAAUAUUGACUGGUCCAAGUGGCAACCACCCACUCCAGAAUCAUCCUCGUCUCCAACUAGAAAAGGCUCGCCAGCAGUAUUCAUCGUGCCAGAUGCUAGCUCUGACUCUGAGCAAGAAGUGACCUUGAUUGCCAGUUCAAAAGUUACUCGAAGAGGCAUUAGGGUUCCCGAAGUAAGCGAUUCAGAAUAUGAUGAUUCGGUGAUAGAAGAUUCCGCAGAACCAACAAUCGAGAUGGAUGUUACCACUUCUGCAGAAAGGAAGACGCUUCGGUCCACUCCAUUGGGGGGCACUCAUACCCGAUUCGACUCUCCAGAAUUCGCUCCGGAAGAAUUGGAUCUAGAAGACAAAGGGGGGAAGAAAAUAACUCCGCAGUCUCCGGCGAGUACUGGAGAAGUGCCCGGUCCCCAUGCCGGAAGUAUCUCCGAAGAAGCGUCCCGCCAAAGUAGUGACAUGGUUGUGGAAGAUAGCAUGUCCGCUCUAGAAGCUGCUACGCCCAAAAAGAUGAUGACUGGGUAUGAAACACCCCAGCGUCAGCAAUCCAAUGAGGAGGAUGCGUUUUAUGACAAUAAUCAUCCGAGCUGGUCCACGGCUCUAUACGGGCAAAUGGAAUCUCAAGAGAGCCCCGGGUACUCUCCAGAACCAUCGCCAAAGUCUGCCAUUCAGGACUAUUUGUCGGAACGGUUGAGCCCGGGCUAUUCCCCAGAGCCAGAGGGUCAGGACAACGCUCAAGAAUUCAAUUAUAAAGAGUCUGAUAGCCCUGGCUACUCUCCUGAGCAUUCUCCUGAGCCAGAUCUUCAACUCAACGCCGAUAACAUCAAAGAUAGCCCUGGAUACUCAGUUGAUGACCUUCCGCAGCGAAUGACACCCGUGUCUUCAAUUCCUUCCCCUAAGAUGAAGGCUGCAUGCUCCCCUCUUCCCUCUCCGGGAUUAAUGGACCCGCGCUUGCCCAAACAGCAUUCAGACUCGGAGGCAGAUUCUUGGCUUCCCUCCGCUGCUGAAAUUGCCGAAAUGGCUUAUCAAAAUUCAUUUUACCCGAAUGAGGUAAAUUUACCCAACUCAAGUCGGCAGAGAUGGUCGGGCUUUGCGAAGAGGCCAAUGAAAGACAUCACUACCCUUCCGGAAUUUCUGAGCGCUCAUCCCGAGAGAGCGGCCACUCCCACAAAUCAGACCAUCUCCCGAAUGACUAUUGGAAGUCUCGUGCAUCAGACUCCAAGCACUGAAAAUGGUAAUGGGGAUAUUAGUUUAUCUGGCGCGCAAGCAGACAGCAAUGCUAUCUCUUCUGUGAAGGAAGAACUACUGCCUCAGUCACUGAAUGAGAGACAAUUCAUUACCCGCGAUCCUCGGCUGAUUAGAAUGUACGAUGAAUCUAAGCUUGAAAGAGGUCUCUGGGAGACGGAGAAAGAUGAGGUUCAGGGGGCGACUUAUCCAUCAGCUGCUGCCGGUACCCAGACCGAGCAUACAGCUGCGUACCAUCUCGAGAAGGAGACCCCUAACCGCAUCUCAAUCAAAGACAUUGUCAAUUAUCCUUCGCCUCCCAAGACUAAGCGGAAGGCUGAUCAGAUUUCAGAAUCAGUUGGCGAGGAUUCUCUUCUCAAUCAUGGUGGCUCAUUGUCCUCACAGGAUUCUGUGAUGCAAGAUGCGCAACCACGAGACUUUCCUCUUUCAUUUUCAGACAUUGAGAUAUUUGUUCCCUUGAAUGGUGGUACCCAAACGUCGUCAUCCGCCGAUCAAUCAGUGCAAACUCAUCAACCUGCUCCUGAGCGGGCCCCCAAGAGAAGAAAGACUACCCACACUUGGCGCCGGAGCUUUCUGACUCACGCGCUCACUGCUUUCACAUCCGCUGUUAUUGGAGGCGCAGGAGUGUUUUUUGGCCUCCUUGCUCUCCCAGAAUCCAACCAGUGAUUGGGACAAUGCGACCAGCUUGUCUCGCUACUCACAGGUAGUCAAUUCUGCUACACUGCACUCUGCCCAUGGUUUCCAAUUUCUUUUCAAUCCUUUACGAAGUUUUUGUUUUUGUUUUGAUUUGCAAUUCACUGGUCUCUACUUUAUGGUCUUGAUUUUCUGUGAGUUGCAUCUUUAUCUUAUAAAUUUUACCUGAUUUUCCAACUUCGCGGGGGUGACUACGUUGGGCAAGGACGUGCGGCGAAUGGCCAGAGGGGAGUUUGUCGAUUUGUUUCUUUCUUUCCUUUCUUCGCUUUUCUCUUUAGCUCUUCUUUUUCUUUCUUUUUUAUCGACGACAUUCGGUCAGUUGUGGCUUCCCUUUUACAGUGUGCAAUUGCACUUAUGGUUUAUAGUUAUUAAGGUCUGGGAGUGUUAGUGACUGCAUCCCUUAUCAACAAUUCAAUAAACAUAUCAACAUAUCACU
Xylona heveae TC161 is the source of this 3192-nucleotide messenger RNA. RefSeq lists its product as hypothetical. Gene Ontology annotation, molecular function: protein binding. NCBI's taxonomy places the organism in Eukaryota, Fungi, Ascomycota, Xylonomycetes, Xylonales, Xylonaceae. The transcript is spliced from 5 exons. The coding region runs from base 441 to 2729 and encodes 762 amino acids. The record is from RefSeq and is a predicted model, not a curated record.